AGAGGUUCUUGGCAGUCAGAGGCUUGAAGCACUGAGGCCGAGAGUUCUUGCACGUCAUGUGACCUUACAGAUCCAGGUCUUGGUUUAUUUCUGGGAGCAUGGCACUCUGGCGAGCAUACCAGAGAGCCCUGGCAGCACAUCCGUGGAAAGUCCAGGUUCUGACAGCUGGAUCACUGAUGGGCAUAGGUGACAUAAUCUCACAGCAACUGGUGGAGAGGCGGGGUCUCCAGCAACACCAGGCAGGCCGGACUCUGACCAUGGUAUCCCUGGGCUGUGGCUUUGUGGGCCCUGUCGUCGGAGGCUGGUACAAGGUUUUAGACCACAUAAUCCCGGGCACCACGAAGGUGCAUGCACUGAAGAAGAUGUUGUUAGAUCAGGGGGGCUUUGCCCCAUGUUUCCUAGGCUGCUUUCUCCCACUGGUAGGGAUGCUCAAUGGAAUGUCAGCCCAGGACAAUUGGGCCAAACUGAAGCGGGACUACCCUGAUGCCCUCAUCACCAACUACUAUCUCUGGCCUGCUGUGCAGUUAGCCAACUUCUACCUGGUCCCCCUGCAUUACAGGUUGGCUGUUGUCCAGUGUGUUGCUAUUGUCUGGAACUCCUACCUAUCCUGGAAGGCACAUCAGUUCUAAGCAUGCCUUGUUCCACGGUUUGCACCUUGUACUGAUGCACCGUGACCCUAGAAUGCUUGGACAGCUUCUUCAAACUAACCACAUCAGGACUGGAGCGGUGGCUCAGCUGUUAGAAGCAUGGACUAUCUGCUCUACAGAGGACCUAAGUUUGGUUCCAAGCACCCACAUCGGGUGGCUCACAACUCCCUAUGUCUCAAGCUCCAGGAGAUCUGAUGUCCUCUUCUGGCCUCUGAAGCACCUGCACAAACAUGUAUAUACCCACGAAUAGACACGCAUUUGUAAUUAAGCACACAGUGAAAUCUUUAAAAGGAAGGAGGGUGUCAGCUUCCAUGCUAUGGGGUUGCUGAUCAGAAUAGGGUGACCACUCUGAAGUGGCACAUUUCACUCUAACCACUAAGACAUUUAUAAUAUUGCUGUCACUCUGGCACUUAGCUGAUGGGGACAUAUUAUAAGAAUUGUGUCCUGGGGGCUGGAAAGAUGGCUCAAUGGUUAAGAGCACUGACUGCUCUUCAGAAGCUCCUGAGUUCAAAUCCCAGCAACCACAUGGUGGCUCACAACCAUCUGUAAAGAGAUCGGACGCCCUCUUCUGGAGUGUCUAAAGACAGCUACAGUGUACUCAUAUAUAAUAAAUAAAUUAAUUAAAAAAAAUAAUUGUGUCCUAGAAGCCAGGCAUGGUGGUACAUGCCUUCAAUCCCAGCACUUGGGAGGCAGAGGCAGGCAGAUUUCUGAGUUCAAGGUCAGCCUAGUCUACAGGGUGAGUUCCAGUACAGCCAGGGCUACACAGAGAAACCCUUUGUCGGAAAAACAAAAACAAAAAAAAAGUCUGUGUCAGCCUCAACCUAGUGACAAUCCUCCUGCCUCAGCUUCUCAGCUUCUCAAAUGCUGGAUUAGAGAAUUAUGUCUUGGGCUACAGAGAUGGCUCAGUGAUUAAGAGCAUUGACUACUCUUCUAGAGGUCCUGAGUUCAAGUCCCAGCAACCACAUGGUGGCUCACAACCAUCUGUAAUGGGAUCUGAUGCCCUCUUCUGGUGUAUCUGAAGACAGCUACAGUGUACUCAUAUACAUUAAAUAAAUAAAUCUUUUUUUAAAA
This is a messenger RNA of Mus caroli (Ryukyu mouse), 1718 nucleotides long. It is a transcript of the gene Mpv17, whose product is annotated as mitochondrial inner membrane protein MPV17. Gene Ontology annotation, cellular component: cytoplasm; mitochondrion; membrane. Gene Ontology annotation, molecular function: channel activity. The record is from RefSeq and is a predicted model, not a curated record. Lineage: Eukaryota; Metazoa; Chordata; Mammalia; Rodentia; Muridae. Gene Ontology annotation, biological process: regulation of mitochondrial DNA metabolic process.